GUCUAUCUCUUGGAGAGUAUCAUAAUUCAGAAAGCAAGAGCUAAAAGGAGAGCAGCAGCAGCAGCAGCCGCAGCAAGAACUAAUAGCUCUCUUAGAGAGAUUCAAGGCAAGGAAGAAAAGCACCAAGAACGAUUUCAAAGCUGGGAAUGAAGGGAAAUAGAUCAGCAAGUCAGUUGGAGUUACCAGCUGGAUUUAGAUUUCAUCCAACAGAUGAUGAGUUGGUGAAUCAUUACUUGCUUAAGAAAUGUGGAGGCCAAUCAAUUUCUGCUCCUAUUAUUGCUGAGAUUGAUCUUUAUAAGUAUGAUCCUUGGCAGCUUCCAGAAAUGGCACUAUAUGGUGAAAAGGAAUGGUACUUCUUUUCUCCAAGGGAUAGAAAAUAUCCAAACGGUUCAAGGCCGAACCGGGCGGCUGGAACCGGGUAUUGGAAAGCAACCGGAGCAGAUAAACCCAUUGGUCGGCCCAAACCACUAGGCAUAAAAAAGGCUCUUGUAUUUUAUGCUGGUAAAGCUCCUAAAGGAAUCAAAACCAAUUGGAUCAUGCAUGAAUAUCGCCUUGCUAAUGUUGAUAGGACUGCCGGCAAGAAAAAUAACCUAAGGCUUGAUGAUUGGGUAUUAUGUAGAAUAUACAACAAGAAAGGAAGCGUAGAGAAGCAUUUUCCUGCUGAAAGAAAAUCAAUAGCAAAGUAUCCAGAGAUGGAAGAGCAGAAGCCCAACAUCAGUGAAAUGUCUGGCUACCAUAAUGGAAUGUCACAAAUUGCAGCACCGACAAUGAUGAUGAGUAAUAACAAUGACUUCUUAUAUAUGGACACAUCUGAUUCAAUUCCAAGGUUGAAUACAGACUCAAGUAGUUCAGAGCACGUGCUGUCACCUGAGGUCACAUGCGAGAAGGAGGUUCAGAGUCAGCCAAAAUGGAAUGAUCAGCUAGAUAAUGCCUUCGAUUUCAACUUCAAUUACAUUGAUGAUGGCUUCCAAGAUUACCCUUUUGCUUCACAAGACCAGUUCCAAUUGGACCAGCUCUCACCUUUGCAGGACAUGUUCAUGUAUUUACAGAAGCCAUUUUGAUUUUACUUACAGAAAAGAAAGAAGAAAAAAGAAUAGGGUUCUUGAUGUGUGCCCAGUGGCCAUUGCAUUUUAGUUUCAUAGGUAGAAAUAGUAUAGAACAUUGUUGUAUUCUUGCAUGUGGCCCAGGGCAAUCUUUGUCUGGAGUCUGCAGAUGUAGUUUAACAUUUGUGGGAAAUCUGGGGGAUUGAUCAGUGUCAGAAAAUAUUUUUUUAUAUAUACAUAUAUAUAUCAUGGACGAAACCCAGGGCUACACAGCCACUUUCAAGAGCCAGAUUACAGGGAAGAGUUAACUUGAGAUUUUCAAUCGAUCGCAGUAUGGAUUCAAACCCCAUUUUACCUAUUGAUGAUUAUUGCCGGUGCCAGUGUCCAAAUCUGACAUGGGAAGGAGGAGAAGGUAUAGGGUGGACUGGGAUGUAUUAUAAGAAGCUGGUGAUUGAUCAAGGGUGAUAGAACAUGGUUGGAUUAAUCAGCAUUACUCAUGUUAAUAUGUAAUUGUAACCAUUCUUGUAAGGAUUGGACAAGAAUUUGUUUCAUUAAUUUAAAAUUAGUGACGUUCAAGAAA
Messenger RNA from Populus nigra (black poplar), 1623 nucleotides. Its product is annotated as NAC domain-containing protein 2-like. The coding region runs from base 147 to 1061 and encodes 304 amino acids. Lineage: Eukaryota; Viridiplantae; Streptophyta; Magnoliopsida; Malpighiales; Salicaceae. Gene Ontology annotation, molecular function: DNA binding. Gene Ontology annotation, biological process: regulation of DNA-templated transcription. The transcript is spliced from 3 exons. The record is from RefSeq and is a predicted model, not a curated record.